This is a messenger RNA of Cherax quadricarinatus, 1083 nucleotides long. Lineage: Eukaryota; Metazoa; Arthropoda; Malacostraca; Decapoda; Parastacidae. The record is from RefSeq and is a predicted model, not a curated record.
GUCAACACUGUCUACACCUCAGUAAAGGUACAGGAGACCAUUAAAAAGGCCCUGGACACCAUCACCACAGAGACAGGUGCCACAGCUGCCACUGUUCUCCAGGGAGACUCAGCCACCACCAUCAUGGAGAAAGUUAAGAUAAUUAUUGGUGAAAGCCCUCCAGCGACAUUAACUGUUGAUGAUCUUCGUGGGAUGAGUGAGAGCGUCAAGAGGCUGGUGGAGGCUGGCCUGGUGUUUGGUGUCCAGCAAGACCAAGAUGACCUCCGCUACUCCAGGAUAACUUUACAAGAUGGUCAACUGUAUCUCCACGUUCUCCAGCACCAACCACCACCCACCCACGCCCACACUAUCCAGGAUAACGACAAACCAGAGGAGUGUAAAGUGUGCUUUAACAAUUAUGAUGAAGAACUACGACGACCACGCACGCUACCGUGUGGUCACACAUUCUGCUCACAGUGUAUUGAAGAUACAAUUAAGAAUGCUCAGCUCACCUGCCCCAGCUGCCGUGCUGAGCACAGUGCCACAGAUGCUACUCAGUUCCCGAUCAACUAUGCUAUGGAGGCUGUGAUAAAGAAACUCAGAAGUAUCCAGGUUGCAUCAGUGGGAACAGUGUCAGCAAAAUGUGGUCAAGAUCGCACAAGAGACAUCAGGAAGAAGUUACAGUCUUUGGCACAGGAACACAAGAGCAGUAUCAGUAACCUUAUAAGUGAGUGUGAAGAAGCACUGUCCCAGCUGGGCAAGUACCAGGGGCAGGUGAGGGACUGGAAGACCCAGCAUCACCAACUGCAGGACAGACUCUAUGAUCUGCUGGAGCAGAACAAGGCAGCAGUAGAGCUCCUGGAACAGGAAGAUACCAGUGUGCUGACUAUGACAACAGAAGGUGAUGCAGGAAAGAAGCAGCUGCAGACCAUGCUGGAGAACCUCAACACAGUCAACACUGCACAGGAGGUCUUCACAACCAUUGAUGAAGCUGAUCACUACAAUGUGGAGGUUGAAGAUUGGAUCCAGAAGUGCCAGGAACUCUUCCCAGAUGUUAACACUGUCUACACCUCAGUAAAGGUAUAUUGCCACAAAUAUUAUUGA